Molecule: messenger RNA, 3117 nt
Organism: Lachancea fermentati
Lineage: Eukaryota; Fungi; Ascomycota; Saccharomycetes; Saccharomycetales; Saccharomycetaceae
Source: the annotation of a GenBank genome assembly
AUGUCACUGGAACAGGAAGACUCGGAUGAUGACGAUCAAUUGGAGUCUUUACUCAAUAAUUCUGUCAACAGAAAAGUAUCUCAAGUCAUCACAAGGAAAAGCAUACCACAGCAGAGAGAUUUAUUCGGCAAAAGAGUCGGCAACCAAAGUACAUUCUAUGAGGAAGUGAAGACGUCAAUAACAUAUGGGCCUACCCAUCACAAUCUAGACUACGAGAAUUUAAAUUCAUACAUAUAUCCCACCAAUUAUGAAGUACGAGAUUACCAGUUUAGCAUUGUCCAUCAGGCUUUAUUUCAAAAUUUAGUUUGUGCGAUACCUACUGGUACCGGGAAAACGUUCAUUGCGAGUACGGUGAUGCUCAACUUUUAUCGGUGGACCAAAAAAGCUAAAAUCAUAUUCACUGCCCCUACCAGGCCGCUUGUUGCUCAGCAGAUUAAAGCUUGUCUUGGAGUCACCGGCAUUCCACAUGAGGAUACUGCGAUCCUAUUAGACAAAUCGCGUAAGAAUAGAGUAGAUAUAUGGGCGUCCAAGCGUGUGUUUUUUACUACUCCUCAGGUGGUUGAAAACGAUUUAAAAAGAGGAGUUUUGAAUCCGAAAGACAUUGUUUGUUUGGUCGUCGAUGAAGCUCAUCGCGCUCGUGGAUCAUAUUCCUAUGUUGAACUCACCAAAUUCAUUGACAGAUUUAACACAUCUUACAGAGUCUUGGCACUGACCGCUACGCCAGCUGCGGAUAUGGAAGGUGUUCAGGAAAUUGUUAAUAACCUCCAUAUUUCUACAAUCGAGAUUCGCACUGAGGAAGAUUUGGAUAUAAUGAAAUACAUGAAGCAUCGAGAAAUUGAAAAGGUUGAAGUGGGUUUCACGAUGGAAAUAGAGGAUAUCAUUGAACAGUUGGGAAUCGCUGUGACGCCUGUUUUGAAGGAAGCGGUUGAAUUGGGGAUUUACGAUGAUUGCUCGCCUGCGAAUAUUAAUGCAUUUGUCGCAUUACAGAAAAGUCAGAAAAUUGUUGCCAAUCCAGCUAUCGCAGAAGGAGUCAAGUGGAGGAACUUCUUCAUUCUUCAAUUAUUGUCUCAUGUUGGCCAUAUGUUAAAGAGAUUAAAGAUAUACGGUGUCCGCUCCUUUUACAGUUACUUUCAAAAUAGAUACAAAGAAUUUACAACCAAGUAUGGAAUGGGAAAGUCAACAAACAAAACAGCUGCUUCUUUUUACUAUCAUCCGAUCUUGAAAAAUACCAUAACUAGCUGUGAAGCACUAACCCAGAAUGCAGAUUUUUUGGGUCACGAAAAGCUGACACGUAUUCGAGAAGAGUUGUCUAGUUUUUUUGGCGAUGCACUACCUGAUUCGCGCGCCAUUAUAUUUACUGAUCUUCGUGAGUCAGCAUUAGAAAUUGUGAAGUGCAUAGAUCGAAUGAACGAUUCAUCACUUCGCCCUCAUAUCUUCAUUGGGCAGGCCAGAGGAAAGGAGGGAUUCGAUGACGAAGACUAUACGAGGAAGCAUAAACCUAAAGGACGUAAAAAGGUUGAUAGAUUAAGGAGGCUGGAGGAGGAGAAAGCAAGGGAGGUAGAAAAGAGUAAAGAAAAGCAGAAGCAGAAAUUACAAAGAAACGCAAGUAGAACAGGUAGCUCUGAAGAAGCUCAAUUAUCGGGGAUGAAUCAAAGCCAACAGAAAGAUGUCUUGAAUAAAUUCAAAAAUGGAGUAUACAAUGUUCUUGUAUGCACAUCUAUAGGUGAAGAAGGUUUGGAUAUUGGUGAAGUGGAUUUGAUUAUCUGUUACGAUGCAACUAGUAGUCCUAUAAAGAAUAUUCAACGUAUGGGAAGAACAGGAAGAAAACGGGAUGGUCGGGUAGUAUUGUUAUUGAGCUCAAAUGAACCUCAGAAAUUUAAUCAAGCAAUGGAAGGGUAUGGUGAGCUGCAACGGGCAAUAAGCCAAAACUUUUUAGAGUAUAAAGCGUCAGACAGAAUUAUCCCGGCUCAUAUCGAUCCAAAAUGUGAGAAAAAGUUCAUCAUUGUUGGCCAUGAAGGUGAUCAAGUUAAUUACAUGAAUGACACAGAUGAAGUGAUUAAAUAUGCCACACAGGCAAUGUUGGGAAAACUGAAACCUAAAUCAUCGUCCAGGCGAAAGAAUAAAAAGAAGGAUUCCAAGUGUACUAAGGAAAAAACAUUUUUUAUGCCGGAUGAUGUUGAAACAGGCAUAGUACCUGCAAUCAGCAUGGUUAACAAAUUCACAACCGAUCCUAACGGACUAAAAGUGUCUCUGAAGCCAAAGAAUGCCGACAAGGAGCUACGCUAUCCAAUCUUGGAUGCAAUUGCGGUUGAUUCGCUAGACUCAUCGCCGAUCAAAUCACAGGACGUCUCCUCUCAACGUGAUACUCACCUGCUAGACCUAAGCUCUAUGGUUUCACAGCACCUUAAAAGUGAAACUAUUGAUGAGAAACCCGCCAAUCUGGGAAAUGUACAGGAUAUUGACAGCAGCUCAUUGACGUCAGAUCAACCUGAUUUUAGUUCGAAACGCCACUUUGAUUCAGCUACCUCCUCGAUCUCACUUGACGACAAGCCAAGUGGUCUAAAAAAGCUCAAAGCAACACAAGCGCCAGUGCUCUUUUUUGAUGAGCAUCACUCAGAUUCGAGUAACCCCACAAAGCGUGGAUCUAGAUGCAACAAUCAAGCGACGAUCGAUAAAAUCUACAAGAACCAAUUUAAUACAACGGAUGGACUUUUAAAUGUGAAAGAAAAAAAGUAUUUUGAGGACAAUUAUUCGGCUCUUUGUCGCGUUUCUAUUGAACCUAUUCCUAAUUUCAAAGAAAACAUCAAGACGGCAGGUAUUGCGCAUUCUCGCAAAAGCUUCAAAAUCAUAAAACUGUUCGAGGGAUUGAACGAGAAUAAAAGGCAAACCAUCUCAAGUAUGAGCACGGUAAAGGCACUUGCAACUGCAGCAGCUGAACUUAAAAGUUUUUGUGAACCCAAAAACCACUUAGCAGUCGUAGCCCGAAAUGAUGAUAUCAGGUAUGUCAACCAUAAAAAAUUUCAGUGUCAAGAUGAAGUGAGGCUUAAUAUGUUACCUCCAUUUGUCAAGGAACAGGAGCUUUCUGAAUUAUUAGACUCAGAGUUCUCCGAUGGAUGA